AACCCACCAUUCUGGGUCCGGGGUUCCAGGUAGAAGCUACAAACCCUAACCCAUCCCGAGCAAAAGGCUCUGGAGGCUGAAGCGGAAGGGGAGAAGACAAGACGAUGACGACGAGGGAGCCGCACGAGUCGUCUCGGCGCGAGGGGCGCGACUCGCACGGGAGGCGCCCGCACUUCUCCUCCAGGUCGCGGCGGGACGAUCCCAGCCCAAGAAGAAGAAGAGAUGACAGGAGGCAUGAAUCGGAUAGGGCGCACUACAGAAGUCGAGAUGAAGAAUCUGCGAAGGUGUCGGAUCGUGAUCAGAAGCGGAACAGAGAUGCUGAGCAGUGCGAUGAUCCUCCGAAUGCUGAGUCGAAAUCAGUGAGUGAUGCCAAGAAUGACCCGUCCACCAGGCAUGAGAGAUCUCCUAGGGGAACCAAACGGUUUUCUGAGUCGAGUGAGACUUUGCGGCAUCGAUCUUUCGUUCAGCACACUGAGCGUGGAAGUGCUGGGCAAGGUGGUCGGCGCUAUGACCGUCAGCCUAGUGGCUACGGAAGACAAAGGGAUCAAAGGGAACAUUUUGCUGAUAGAGAUAAACAGAAGGAUGUGGGCCGCAGUUUGCAGGGAAAGGUUGACCAGGAUGGUGGUGAUUCUACAUGGAGGCAUGAUGGGUUUUUCCAGUUGGAGGAAGAAGCACCCCUUGCCAAGAAGAGGCCACCGUUUCAGGAGAUGAAGGUUCAAGACUCUGCUGCCACCGUUACAGAUCUGGACUCUGGAUCAAAGAAACCUGAUCAGCCUGGGCCUACUUCUGCAAUGAGAGAAGAAAGGGGAAACUAUCACCCACAGGGAUUUGGAAAUCGUAGGCCAUUCAUAAGGCCAGAUGAUCGAGGUUUCAGACGCGGAUUUCCUGACCACAGGAGUGAAGGCCAGAGAAAUGGGUAUGAUUCAAGGGGAAGAUUACCUGGUAGGGGAGGAAUUGACAGAGACAGAUUUGGCAACCCAUAUGGUGGGAGAGGCAGCGGAUAUCAUCAGACUUCUGGUGAUCAAGAAGAAAAAUGGAAGCAUGACCUCUAUGAUCAGUCAAACAGGAGCCCACCUCCAAAGACCGAGGAAGAGCAGAUUGCUAAAGUUGAAGCAUUGUUGGCUCUGUAGCUAUCUUCUCCAUCCGUCUAGAGUUACUUUUGAUGUUAGAUUAUCAUGUAAUCGGUUUCAUGUCCAUUGAAAAUACUGUGCUUUUAUUCUAUGUAUUUUGCUUAUCUAUUGGGAUUAGGACAUCUUAGAGCUAUUCCAUUUGGAGUGAAGAUAUUGUAUUAGACAACCAUGAGUUUCGCAAUGUACGAACCAUGGAAGGACGACAGUAAACAAUUUGCUUCUCCUCGAAUGCUUUUA
This is a messenger RNA of Panicum hallii, 1367 nucleotides long. RefSeq names its product pre-mRNA-splicing factor cwc25. The coding region runs from base 105 to 1130 and encodes 341 amino acids. The record is from RefSeq and is a predicted model, not a curated record. The transcript is spliced from 4 exons. Lineage: Eukaryota; Viridiplantae; Streptophyta; Magnoliopsida; Poales; Poaceae.